Molecule: messenger RNA, 1107 nt
Organism: Closterium sp. Yama58-4
Lineage: Eukaryota; Viridiplantae; Streptophyta; Zygnematophyceae; Desmidiales; Closteriaceae
Source: the annotation of a GenBank genome assembly
AUGACUGGCGUUUCUGGGCGGGUUCUUGCUGAGCUUCUGGGCAAGUCACGGUUUCUCAAGGUGGCGGGGUCACGGCUGGCGUUUCUUGGAGGAUUCGUCUUGGAGCUAGCUCUGGCUGAGAUGCUGCUGCAGUGCUAUCCCAGGGAACCGGUAGCAUCACUUAGGGAACGAGCCAGGGAGCUGGGCAACAAGCGCCGCUUCCCGCUGCUGCUUACGCAGGCCGGGUUGGACCGGCUUGUGUUUCCAGGAGCCCUGCUCAUGCGCGCCCCCACCAACCUGCGUCAAAUGGCGGCCAAGAGUGUCUUCACCUCCCUCAUUGCCUCGGCUUACCUCACAAGGGGCAUGCCGGAAGUCUACAGGCUGCUCUUUGAGGUGUUCGGGCUGGACCCUGACCAUCCCGACAUGCUCCCCAAGAUCGAGCGCGUGCGUGACGAGGAUUUCCUGCAUGCUGACCUGGACGGCGACCCGCUGACGUGGCGCGACGUGGCGUGCUACCAGUCCCCACCAAAUUCCCUCUUCCCCAACCCUCGUCUCUUCCACGCGUGCGUGCCGCCCGGAAUGUCACGAUUCCGCGGUUCUGAUUGGAUGCACCGAUCCCUGGAAGCAGCACUGAGGGCGCUGGCGUGGCCGAGACCAGCAGAAGCUGGAAUGAGUAUUGAAGCAAAACAGAGGCGCAACGAAGACAUGGUGAUGGCUCUGCAGCUGUGCUUCCUGCACCCCUCCCUGUACCGCGCGGAGCACCCCCGCUUCUGCUACGACCGGCUUGAGUACCUGGGGCAGAAGAUUCAGGAUCUGGUCUUAGCAGAGAACCUCCUUCAGUCACACCUCGAUGCGCCGAUCCUCUGGCUCUCCGACCGCCAUACCAAGCUUCUUCGGAACCGAGCCUGCGGCCGGUAUCUCCGAGCCUCGGGCCUGCACGACCACGUGGAGCUUUCUGAGGAGUCGAAGCAGUACUUCUACGCAAAUAAAAAGUUUCAGAACUUGGUUUCGGGGGCGGUGUUCCAGGCUGUUCAUGGGGCGGCAUAUAUCGUGUAUGGGAAGCCGGAGGUUCGGCGGUUGAUGUUUGGGAUGUUUGAUAUUGAUGGUGGCACCAUGCACACCACAUAA